Durio zibethinus is the source of this 2231-nucleotide messenger RNA. RefSeq names its product O-fucosyltransferase family protein. Gene Ontology annotation, cellular component: cytoplasm; chloroplast. The record is from RefSeq and is a predicted model, not a curated record. NCBI's taxonomy places the organism in Eukaryota, Viridiplantae, Streptophyta, Magnoliopsida, Malvales, Malvaceae.
GUGCUUUGAUUUUCUCAAUAACCAAACAGAUACUAUUCCUUUUUGAAAUCCAAAAACAAGAAAAAAAAAAAAAAAAAAAAAAAGACAUUCGCUUUCCAUGGAAAUAAGAAAUAAUGAAAACUAAAGAACAAAGAAAAUAGAGUAAAUAGAUUCCAGUUACGAUCUGUUUGGUUGGUGAGAUUCAUUCAUUCAAUUCAUUUGAUUUUUUCUUCCUCUGUUUAAGCUCGUGAUCUCUUUCUAGGGUUUUUUUUAUAAGGGGAAAUCGGAUAUUCUUGAUUGUAAAGUGUGAAGAAUUGAUUGUUUUUCAAAUGAAGAGGCGGCAAUGAGGAGAGGGGAAGAGAAAUGGAGAUUAGAUCUGAGAACAACAAUGUACAAGUGAGGUGCGACAAGAUUCCUAGCCAAUUGAUUCCUAGGACUCGCCUUCAGGUUUGGUUCUUUAGAGUUUGUUCCACCAUUUUUGUUUGGACUUGUUUGGUCCAGCUCGUUGCCGUUGGUCAGCUAUGGCACCCUCGUUUGCUUACCGGUUUAACGAACCGGAUUUCCAGGAUCACACGCCCUCCUCUUCGUCUUCAGCACGCGCUUCAUUCCCCUCCUCCUCUCGUUCCUCCCAGAAAUUAUAAAAGUAAUGGUUUUCUCAAAGUUUCAUGCAAUGGGGGAUUGAAUCAAAUGCGUGCUGCAAUCUGUGACAUGGUUGCUGUUGCCCGACUUUUAAAUCUCACUUUGGUUGUUCCAGAGCUUGAUAAAACAUCAUUCUGGGCGGACCCUAGUGAUUUUGAGGACAUUUUUGAUGUGAGACAUUUCAUUGAUUCUCUAAGGGAUGAAGUUCGCAUUGUCAAAAGGCUGCCAAAGAGAUUUAGUAGGAAACAUGGGUUUGAAGCUUUUAGGAUGCCUCCUGUUAGCUGGUCAAAUGAAAAAUACUACUUAGAACAGAUUCUACCACUGUUCGGUAAGUAUAAGGUAGUAUACUUCAAUAGAACAGAUGCACGACUGGCAAAUAAUGGGAUCCCGCUCUAUCUUCAGAAACUCAGGUGCCGCGUUAAUUUCCAAGGACUAAAAUUUACUCCUGAGAUUGAGACAUUAGGGUACAAAUUGGUUCGCAUUCUUCAAGAAAAGGGUCCCUUCCUGGCAUUGCAUCUAAGAUACGAAAUGGACAUGUUGGCUUUCUCAGGUUGUACACGUGGCUGCACUGUGGAAGAAGCUGAGGAGCUAAAACGAUUGAGGUAUGCAUACCCUUGGUGGAGAGAAAAAGAGAUAGUGUCUGAAGAGAAGAGACAACAAGGGUUGUGUCCUCUGACACCGGAGGAAGCAGCAUUAAUUUUGCAAGCAUUGGGUUUUGAUAAGGAGACUCAGAUUUACAUUGCUUCUGGUGAGAUUUAUGGCAGUGAAAGGAGACUGGCACCACUAAGAGCUGCAUUUCCUCAGAUUGUUAAAAAGGAAACACUACUAGAUCCAGUGGAACUGCAGCAAUUUCAGAACCAUUCAUCUCAGAUGGCAGCUUUGGACUUUAUGGUAUCAAUUGCCAGCAAUACUUUCAUUCCCACAUAUGAUGGGAACAUGGCAAAAGUUGUAGAAGGUCAUCGCAGGUAUCUUGGGUUUAAAAAAAGUAUCCUGCCCGAUCGAAAGAAACUCGUGGAAUUGCUGGAUUUGCAUCAGAAUGGGACACUUCCAUGGAAUGACUUUGCACUAGCUGUAAGACAAGCGCAUAAAAACCGGAUGGGACAGCCCUUCCAUCGUCGGAUCAUUCCUGACAAACCAAAGGAGGAAGAUUAUUUCUAUGCAAACCCUCAAGAAUGCCUUUGUGAGGGAACAAAUUGUGAAGACUUACUAGGCCUUGGUAACUCAAAUACGCUACAAUGACUGUGGGUGUUCGGAUCUGAAUCUCGGCUUGAAAUAGUUUCACACAAACUGUUUCUAAAUGGUGUGGAUGAUAAUCCAGUCAGGUUCAGGACAGAAUGCCCUAAACAACCAUGUACAGUGCACUCAAAAGAGUCCUCCAGCUCCCAUCUCGGCACCAAAAAAUUUUUUUUUCCCCUUUGCUUAUAAAUUUAUUUGUUUUUCUUUGACCUUUUUAUCUGUUGAUUGUAUUCAGCACUAUCACAUAAUUCGAAAGUCGAAUUAACGAAUAUUUGUACAAUUUCGUUGUCCGUCGUUCUUUUAAGUGCCCCGAUGCAAUGAUCCUCGCACCUGUCGAGUAAGGGUGAGCAAAAGUCGAUUUGAAUCAAUUAGAUCGA